GAUAUCGCGCAUUGUUUCGCCGCCAGAUGGCGAUUGAAUACAGCCCUUAGCGCGAGUGUCCCUUUUCGAUGAUGUUUUUUCGACGACUCGCGGUGCUGAGGUAGAGUGUGCGGUUUGUGUUUUGCAGCGCGUGUUUUGAGAGGGACAUGGCUGCAACUCUGCGCUGCCUGGCGCGAACUGUCGCGUCCGCUGGGUUGAUGAGGAACGUCGAGCUGUUGAAGAGCAAUGUCAGCCCGUGUAGUUUUGCUCUGACACAAGUGAGAGGCAUUCGUGCUCAGGCUACGCCGAAGGUCCAAGACCUAGACUUGAAGAGUCUGACCGAUUUUGAGAUUUCCAAAGAUCCCAACGAGUGGCAAUACGUUGAGCGUUUGUUCAGAACCGGAAAAACCGUGCCAAUACCAAAAAGCUUUGAGGGCAAAUCACCUGCCGGAUGGUCGUCUCCCAAGGAAGAGGCAAAGAAACUUUCAUACUUCAUUAAUCGAACGAAAAAUUACAUGCAACCGGUUUACCUUUCCAUAACAUACCGAGGUACGAGACACAUAACUGUAAUUAGGAGAAUCCAAGGUGAUGUAUGGGAGUGCGAGAAAGAUAUUAGAAAGUUUCUUAAAAGCAAGCUUUCCACAGCUCAAUACAGUCGUUUGGCCACUCGUAUCAACGAAAUGUCUGGUCAAAUUAGAAUUAGAGGAGAUUAUGUAUCGAUGAUAAAAUACUGGAUGGAUAUGAAAGGAUAUUGAACUGGGUUACGCCUACAAGUUUGAUGUUAUUUAAAUGUACUUGAUAUAGUUACUGUUAAAUAAAUUUUCUUCUUUUUUUUUUAUAAAUAA
Messenger RNA from Nasonia vitripennis (jewel wasp), 824 nucleotides. It is a transcript of the gene mRpL49, whose product is annotated as probable 39S ribosomal protein L49, mitochondrial. The transcript has 3 exons. The coding region runs from base 147 to 734 and encodes 195 amino acids. The record is from RefSeq and is a predicted model, not a curated record. NCBI's taxonomy places the organism in Eukaryota, Metazoa, Arthropoda, Insecta, Hymenoptera, Pteromalidae. Gene Ontology annotation, biological process: translation. Gene Ontology annotation, cellular component: ribosome; mitochondrial large ribosomal subunit. Gene Ontology annotation, molecular function: structural constituent of ribosome.